ACGAUCUAUGUGGAUGCCAGCAACACAGGCUGGGGCUGCAGCCUGAAUCUACCGAAUCAACCACCUCUCACUGCACAUGGACACUGGAUGCACCAAGAAACUCGAAUGUCCAUCAACUGGAGAGAGUUGAAAGCGGCCUUUCUUGCCUUACGCUCCUUUCCACGCCUACACCAUAUGAGAGUCAUGAUUCGCACGGACAACACUACGUCCAUGGCCUACAUGAACAAACAGGGCGGGACGAGAUCACUACCACUUAUGGAAUUAGCAACCAAACUGUGGAAAUGGUGUUUGAAGAGAGGAAUAACUAUUCAGUCCACACAUGUACAGGGAAUUGCCAACACAAUUGCGGAUUUCGAGUCGAGACGACCUUACCAGAAGAACAAUUGGAUGCUUCGACGCCCGAUAUUUCAUCAAAUUCAACAGCACUGGGGAACAAACGACGUAGAUCUCUUUGCGGAUCGAAACACUCACCAAGUAAAAAACUACGUGUCUUGGCUCCCAGACCCGGGCAGUCUUGCCACCGACGCAUUCACAAUUCCUUGGAAUCAAUUUCGCUUCCCGUACCUCAACCCACCAUGGAACCUGAUAACACGAUGCUUGCAAAAAAUUAUCCAGGAACGGUUACCUUUGGUGACGAUGGUGACCCCGUAUUGGAAGACAGCAAUUUGGUUUCCUGUCUUACAGACAUUGAGUGUAGCACCACCAGUUCUCCUCCACCCAGCCACAUCGAUCACACUACCUUCACCAGCAGCAAUAUGGCCAACGACGGCAAAUCACAACUGGAAACUCGCCGUGUGGAAAUUCUCAGCACUCAAUACCAACAUACUGCUUUAAACCCAGACGCUCAACAACUUCUAACCCAACACACUGUACAAGAUUCUAGCACUAACCGAUCAUAUCGACGCGGUCAAAUUUUAUUUCUUAAAUGGGCAUCUGAUAACAACAUUUCGGACAACAAUUUUUCCCCCAUUGAUCUAAUCAAUUUUUUAAGUGCUAUGAAAUCAACUCAUAACUAUGCAGUAACCACACUUCAACUUUUUCGUUCUGCUCCUUCCUAUUGGGAGUUGCAUGUUUUUUUCGCCCGUCAGACUUACAACGUAUUCCGCUUGAUUCCGUUCAGGUGUCUCCUGAUCUCGCCUUCUUGUGUCUUGAGUUCAUUGUCCCAAAGAAAAACGCCAGAUCGUAGAAUCAUUAAAUCAUUCAAAGUGCGUGCUCAUACCGACUCAACUACUCUUUGCCCUCUUCAAACUUUUCUUGUGUAUGCUCAGCGUCGUCCUGUCUGCUCUUCUCUUAGCCUCUUCGUCAAUUCCAUUUCUCCGGAUCGACCUCUCCAAGCCAGUACUAUUCAGGGAUGGAUUUCUAGACUUUUACGCCGAUCAACCUCUGAACCUAGGGUUAGUCUGCGAUCUAUCGCCUCCUCUUUGGCUCUUGCCUCCGGUAUUCCUAAAGACGAUGUAGUUACUAUGGGCAACUGGUCAAAUUCCUCCACCUUCGAAAAUCAUUAUCGCAGGGAACAUUUGUCACAAUUUGACUUUACCAGCACUCUUAUUACUCUGGAUUAG
Messenger RNA from Cokeromyces recurvatus, 1562 nucleotides. RefSeq lists its product as uncharacterized. The transcript is spliced from 2 exons. Bases 282 to 1562 code for a protein of 426 amino acids. NCBI's taxonomy places the organism in Eukaryota, Fungi, Mucoromycota, Mucoromycetes, Mucorales, Mucoraceae. The record is from RefSeq and is a predicted model, not a curated record.